GGAAUCAAGAAACUAAUCAAGCAGACUAAUCUAUGCUGUAUUGGUUGUUGCAUAAGAUUGAAAUUCAUAUAAAGUGAUGCGUAUAUAUGGACAUACCUGAUGCGGUGAUUGGCAAGCUGGUCCUGGUGACAACCAGUGCUGUGUUUGUAGUGCUCUGUUUGUGGGUCAACUCGUACCCGUUCAUUGACGACGAGUCGUGGUUGUACGGCCUGGUCCCGGACCCGCAGUGGUUGCUGGUGGCGUGCGUGGCGUGGGGCGUCCUGUUCGUGGGGGGACUCAUGCUCUUCACUCUGUACCAUCUACAUCCGCAUCUCUGAGACACAUACUCCAACAUGGGGCUCGACCGCAGCAACUGGGUCGUCAUAGGUAUAGGCGGAGUGACGUGCGGCGGUAAGACGUCCCUGGCGGGUCGGCUCCGCGCGGGCGUGUCCCCGACGGUGGUGGUCCACCAGGACGCGUACUUCCUGCCGGACGACUCGCCGCGCCACACCUACAUCCCCGAGCUGAAGCACAACAACUACGACAUCCUGUCCGCGCUCGACAUGGACCGCAUGAUGGACGACAUCCACGCCAUCAUGCGCGGGGACCGCACCGUGGACCCGGCGCGGGUCCCCAACGAGUCCCGCGACGGCCUGGGCCCCCUGCCCGGGCCCCCGCCCGCCGAGCCCUUCAGCCUGCCGGGCAAGCAGUUCCUGGUCCUGGAGGGGCUGACGGUCCUGAACCACCCCCCGCUGAUGGAGCUGUGCGACCUGCGCUACUACUUCGUGCUGGAGUACGAGGAGUGCCUGCGGCGCCGCCUGUACCGCCUGUACGACCCGCCCGACGUGCCCGGCUACUUCGAGCUCUGCGUCUGGCCCGAGCACAUCAAGUACAGGGCCGAGGUGGAGAAGGACGUCCGCGUGAAGUUCCUGGACGGCACGUACGGCAGCGUGCACGAGACCGUCAUGGACGACAUCCGCCGCCUCGCCGCGUAGUCACUACCGCGGUACUACAAGCUUAGACAUAAGGAGUAACCCACACAUGUACAGACAAUGUCCGCUGAUACCUUCUACCUCAGAGACUGUAACGUCACUAUACUACAACUGCUUCCAACCGCUGCGUCUGCCGCGUGGCAUCAAGCAAAUAUCAAACGUAUCACACUAGCACAAGGUGUAGAAUUAAUUACGUGGGCACUCGCCCUACUAUAUAGUUUGCAUGUAACCAGUAAAGUGAAUGUCAAUGUAUUUUUGUACACAUUUUACACAAUACACCGCAAGUAGCCUUACACAGCUCGCGCACUCCGGCCAAUCACACGUUACUUUAGAGUGAGAUAGCGCUAUACUAUACACAUGCUUCUGAGCGAGACAACUAUAUGCCAAGUGUUGCCGUCAAGUAAUCGGUCUAUAAGAUGUAUAUUUUAUUCAGAGAUGUAUUAAAUAAUAUAAUGUUAGGGCGCGUUCACACGAGCUGUAGAGAAAUCAUGUUGUAAAGUAAGCAUAGUGUACCGGUCGUGUGAAUGCGCCUUACUUAGUGGAUGUUGUGAAUGUCGCGCAGGGACGAGUGUCCGCCGUACUAUAAGUAUUGUUAACUUAUUCAGUUUCAAUAAAUUUUGAUCAUGUAAA
Spodoptera frugiperda (fall armyworm) is the source of this 1601-nucleotide messenger RNA. RefSeq names its product nicotinamide riboside kinase 1. The record is from RefSeq and is a predicted model, not a curated record. Gene Ontology annotation, cellular component: cytoplasm. The transcript is spliced from 4 exons. Lineage: Eukaryota; Metazoa; Arthropoda; Insecta; Lepidoptera; Noctuidae. The coding region runs from base 333 to 974 and encodes 213 amino acids.